CAGGGACUGGGGAGCUGAGGGGGCUGGAUGGGUGUCAUUUGCAAUCAUUGCUUUCCAGAGCUCUCUAGAACAUAACGAGUCAUUUAGCAAAAAAACUCAACAUGUUUUGCUAAGUGUGAACUCAGAGCCUGGGUCAGGUGUCGCCUGGGAAAUCAAGAGAAUCAAAUUGCCCCUGAGCUUCCUCCCAGUCAGCAUCCAUCGACUCUAAAAUAACCUCACCUUAACUCCAUCUUCACUCCCCAGCAGCUUCUGGGUCAGAAAUUAGACCCAGCAGAGGCUUCAGAAAACAUUCAUGUGCAGUCUGACUGUUUAUCCCUUGCUCGCCCUCCAUGCCUGUGCAGCACCCCGAGUAGCCGCUGGCAGAGCUGGUGUCACACCCACGCCAUGGCUCAGGCAGUGGAGACAGGCAGCUGCAGACUAUGUCCCCAGUCCCUCCUUGAUUUUCAGCUGAUGGCCUUCAUGGGGCUUGUUUUGCUGUCUGAUUCCAUCAGCAGGAGCAGCAGCCCCUCCUGAGCCCUGUCCCUGGGAUUUGUGGUGUUCCCUGGGCCUCCCCUCACCCAGGAGCCCAGCAGGACUCUGACCCUUAUCCUGCAGUACUGGGGGCUCAUGGCUGGGACCAGAGUGAGCUGCCUUGCCAGGAAAACCCCAGGGAAGGCUCCGGGGGCUCUGCUGCUCUGCGCAGGAUUGGGGCACUCACAGAGGCAGCAAGAGCUGUGUCUGGACAUGGAUUAUAUGCGUCAGGGGAGGGGCCCAGGCUGGGAGCUGCUGUUCCAGGGAUUUGGCACUGGGCUGUUGAAUUCCAGCCUCAUCCCGCUAAUGACAACCUGCCUGGGGAAAGAGGGCUCCCCUCUUUGUGCCCCAUUUCUCCAGGGGGACGCUCGGGCUUCUGGGGGUCACAAGGGUUGGAACUGGCUGGGUGGUGGGAGCAAGCUGAGCAUCAGCAUGUCCCUGAAAGGCAGGAGACAGCCCUGGGGCCAUGCCAGGGGGAUGCAGGUGACAAGGGAUGGUGACAGCUGCAGUGAGACCAGCUCUGACCUGACCCGGUGACGGUGUAAGACCCCAUCCAGGUGGCUGCUCCCUUCACCCCCCUGCCCCAGGAUGGAGUCUCCAGCCCCUCUCCCGAGGAGAUCGAAUGCAGACAUGCCCUGAAGUCACUGCGGGUGCCUGGGAGAGCAGGACAGAUCCCAGCAUAUCUCCCCAAAACAAUCCCAUCCCCGGAGAAGGAAAGGGGUUAAACUGGAGUCUGCCUGAAAGACAUCCCAUCACAGGAGCAUCAGCUUGAGGUGCUGCUCACGUGCUUGCACCCUCUGCCUCCCUGCCUCCAGCCACCUCGCUGGGAUUUUCCCCACCUUCCUCCAGCUACUUGGGACCAGUCUGGGGCUAGAAGGGACUUAAGAGCGUGGGGGCAGUGGGGGAAUCCUGUGACAGUUGAAAAAUGAGCCACCAGGCAGUGAGAGAAGUUUCUGAAAAGAGAAGAGGAAUCUGCCUUGAAUGAAGAGGAUUUUAGCACCUUGGGCUAAGCCAAUAAACCUCUGCCAUCUCCAUCCAAACGAGAUUUGUUUGCACACGCUCCUGGAGCUGCUUAAAGCAGGCAAGACACAAAGAGAGAAUAGGAUCAAGCAUGGUGGGGGGAGAAACCCCCCUGCCUGGAGAGCCUCUGAGCAGAUCCCUCUAGGGAUCCCACAGGGACAGGGACCUCACCCAGCCCCGAUCCCCAGGGACGGGCUGUGCCCCCACUGCCACCUCACCUCAGUGGGGCUGGCAGCCAGCAAGGUGCUCCCAGAAGAUGCUCUGUCCUGCUGAACACACCAGUCCUCUCCACCACUGCGAUUCUGGUCCCUGAAGUCCCCAUCCGAGUGACACGGUGGCACCAUGGAGGCAUCUGGCCCUGUGGGAGGCAUCAUGGUGACUCUCCUCUGCUGCUGCCUCCUGAGCUCGGCGUGGGCUCUGAUCGAUCCCGAUGAUGUUCUCACGAAAGAAGAGCAGAUCUAUCUCCUGGUGGAGGCUAAGGAAAAGUGUCAGAGGGACAUAAAGGCCCAGCUGGAGAAGAUCAAAGACCCCAGCUGCCCUCCAGAGUGGGAUGGGAUCAUCUGCUGGCCAAGGGGCUCCCCCAGCCAGGAAGUGUCAGUGCCCUGCCCCGACUACAUCUACGACUUCAACCACAAAGGCAAGCCUUGUACCUGGGCAGAGAGCGACCUCACCCUGGUGACAAUCCACGGAGCAGGGACAAGUCUGGGCUUCCCAUGGGUCCUGCCGCUGCCACAGUGCUCGUUGCUGUUCCCAGGUCACGCCUACAGGUACUGCAGUGCCUAUGGGACCUGGGCCAUGGCUCUCAGCAUCAACAAGACCUGGGCCAACUACACGGAGUGUGCCCCGCUCUUCUCCUCUGAGAGCCGGAGCCACCAGAAGGAGGUGUUUGACCGCCUGCACCUCAUGUACACCGUGGGCUACUCCAUCUCCCUGGCCUCCCUUAUUGUCGCUGUCUGCAUCCUCUCCUACUUCAAGCGCCUGCACUGCACACGGAAUUACAUCCACGUGCACCUCUUCACCUCCUUCAUCUGCCGGGCCCUCAGCAUCUUCCUCAAGGACAUGGUGCUCUACUCGGGCACGGUGCCCAGCGACGCCGACAGGAUGCGGGAAGAUGAUUUCAGGGGUCCCUUGCCAGGACAACGGGGCCACCUGGUUGGCUGCAAGGUGGUGGUGACUCUCUUCCUCUAUUUUCUGGCCACCAACCACUACUGGAUCUUGGUGGAAGGUCUCUACCUGCACAGCCUGAUCUUCAUGGCCUUCCUCUCCAACAAGAACUACCUGUGGGUCCUCAUCAUCAUCGGCUGGGGUCUCCCUGCUGUGUUUGUGUCCAUCUGGGCCAGCGUCAGGGCCUCGCUGGCAGACACACAGUGCUGGGACCUCAGUGCAGGGAACAUGAAAUGGAUUUAUCAGGUCCCCAUCCUGGCUGCAGUAGUGGUGAACUUCUUCCUCUUCCUCAACAUUGUCCGGGUGUUGGCCUCCAAGCUCUGGGAGACCACCACGGGCAAGCCAGAUCCCCGGCAGCAGUACAGGCAACUGCUCAAGUCCACGCUGGUGCUGAUGCCACUUUUCGGAGUCCACUACGUGGUGUUCAUGGCCAUGCCCUACACCGAGGUCUCCGGGAUCCUGUGGCAGAUCCAAAUGCACUACGAGAUGCUUUUUAACUCCUCCCAGGGUUUCUUUGUGGCUUUUAUCUACUGCUUUUGCAAUGGGGAGGUGCAGGCCGAGAUCAAGAAGGCUCAUUUCCGCAGGCUCCUGGCGCUGCGCUUGGGGCAGCAGGCGCGCCCCGGGAGCUGCUGCUGCGCUGGGCAGGGCUCCCAGGCCCCCCAGAGCUGCAGCACCAGCCUGGCAGGGCGGGCAGCGGGGGGCACCCAGGGACUGCUGCUCCCGGCCCGGCCCCACCUGCCCGGGUACAUCCCCGGCGCCUCGGACCAGCUCCUGCCCUGCCCCGCGCAGGAACUGAGCCACAAAGCCUGGGGAGAAAACACGGUGGAUUUGACGGGGCUGACUCAAUGUCAGGCCAAACCCAACAAGGAGCUGGAGACGAUGCUGUGAAGCAGAGGGUGGAUUUCCCACCAAAACCAAGCCAUAAAACCUCAUUCUCCUCCAGUGCAAGUGACUGAUGUGAUCUCUGUGCUUGCAAAGCCGUGCCUCUUCACCAGGAAAUGCCGCCGUGCUCGCUCCUACCCCACAAGGGGGAGGUGACCUCUCCAGGGCGGGUGAAGCCCAUCCGUGAGCCCAAUGCUGCCUCAGACUCUCCUGCCCAGCACCAGCUCCGGCCUUGUCCAGCCAGGGGAGCACAGAGUGCCUGUGGGGCGGCUCUGCAGCUCACCCUGCCCUCCCUCAUCGUCUGCCACUCGUGGAUGGAGUGAACACCAACACACAACCACAAACUGGAGCAGGAGGCACUGGGACAGGGUGGGAUGAAGGAGGCAGGACAAAUUUUAUGGCCUGGAAGGGUGCAGGGAACACCUGAAUCCCCAACACUUCAUCCAUUACCACAAAGGCCCCUGCAUGCAACUGUUGUGGCCCUGUCAGCUCACUGCAGGCUAAGAAGUGAAUAAAGAGAGUCUGCCUGG
Molecule: messenger RNA, 4106 nt
Organism: Taeniopygia guttata (zebra finch)
Lineage: Eukaryota; Metazoa; Chordata; Aves; Passeriformes; Estrildidae
Product: parathyroid hormone/parathyroid hormone-related peptide receptor-like
Biological process (GO): cell surface receptor signaling pathway; adenylate cyclase-modulating G protein-coupled receptor signaling pathway
Cellular component (GO): plasma membrane
Molecular function (GO): peptide hormone binding; G protein-coupled peptide receptor activity; parathyroid hormone receptor activity
Source: RefSeq, a predicted model, not a curated record